CGCCCAGGUGUGAAAGUCACCGCGCGCUUCAGUGGGGUCAGAUACACCUGUGCAGCACGCGAGGAGUCUGAUUCGGAUCGAACUGAGCGUGUGUUGCUGACAAGAAGAGAUUGAUCAGAGUAACGUCAGUCUGAAAGACCUGCUGACAAAAACACAACUACUGAGAUUCAAUAAACUGAGCGGUCAGAUAUCUGCUCUACAACCUCAACAAGUAGAGGUGGAACGUGAUUGACACCUGGCUGUUAAAGAGCAGGUGUGAAGUGCAGAAGUGCAUUGUGGGUAAACUUUCUCGUGUGCACAGACCCUUCUAUUGUUAGAAGACACACAGACGGGACACACACAAACUUAUCCCACCGACUGACGGACUGAGAAACGGGAUGCCAGGAAUGACUGAGCAGGAAAACAGCAUGGGAACAGACAGCAAACAUACAGCACAGAUCUCAGAUCCCAACACAGGCUCAAAAACACGCACAGUUAUGGAGGACGAGGACGGAAAGGGGACGGCCAAUAAGAAGGCUGGAAAGUUUACGCGAUCCAAUCUGACCCGAUCUGAAAGUGUAAAAGAUCUCAUCUACAAGUUCUCCGGUUCAAGCAGCGCUAGGCAGAAAACUCCCAGCGGGUCAGGGGACAAAGGUCAAGAGAAGGACGUUGAGAGGAGUCUGGAGAGCAGCAACACCAGUAAACAAAGGAGUAAAAGUGAAGAUCGCAAUAGGAACCAGAACUUUGAAGAAUCAGAGCACAGGAUGCCAGACUUAGAUUGCGCAAAAACAGCAAAGGAGAAGCUUCAUAACCCCGAUAAAGACAAACAAGAGUCCAAAGAUGAGAAGAUCUCGGAGGACAAAUCCCAACACUCCAAGGACCGGACAGGUGCAGUGGUUCCUGGUCCGCAUUCCAACUACAAUGGUGAUAAGGGGUCAGAGAACGAAUCAGCAACCCCAAAAGUCCGCCCGAACCCAAAAUAUGAGCUUUACCUGGGGUCCAACGGUACCAGCGGUGCCAAUGGUUCGUUCUCAGGUGAGAGCUCUUCAGCUAACAGCGGUGCCAACAGUAACCUGCUGAGGAUCAGUCCAAUGAUCCACGGAUCCAUGGACUCGCUGUCGUCUCGGGAGUGGGACAGUAUGUCAGACAGAACUGGAGGAUUUGAAAGCCCACCGAGGACCGUCUUUAACAGUCCUUAUGCAACGAUGUCAUUGGAUUACAAUCCUCCUUACCGGAUGUCUGAUUUCAGCAGGGAAGUGACGUCACCUGCUGCAUCUGACGUGAACCUGUUCAGAAGCGUGAGUCCGAUUCAGAGUCCAGUGAUGGCUCAUCGUUCUCGCAUUGGCAACUAUGACAGUCUGAGUCGCAGACGAGAUGUGCAGCCUCCUCCAGGGCAGUUUAUGGUUCGUAACAAUCAGCCGAACAAGCGUGACUUCAUCCAGGAGCUCACCAAACAGCUGGAGGACUGUCAGAGGAGAAACCAGUUUCUGGAAGCUGAGAGCAUCGAGUUGGAUAAAGAGAGAAACCAGAUCCGCUUUGAGAUGAGAGGUCUGCUGGUGAACAAUGAAGAUCUCCUGCGAACAAACACACAGAUGCAGGGCGAGAUGAACCGACUGAGAGAGAGAAUCGUGGAGCUGGAGAGCAACAACAACGUCAUGAUCGAGCGUUUUAAACAGAUGGAGAUUGAGCUGACAGAAGCGCGUGAGGUCAUGGUGGAAGCCAACAAUCAAGAAUACGCCUUCAAUUUCCUUCAACAAUCCCUCAAGAACAAGAUACAGGACACCGAGGAAGCUCUGGAGAAACAAACUCAGAAUACUCAGAUUGUGUCGGAGAAACUCUGGCUGGCUGAACGCAACCUGGAGGAACUCGAAGUGGAGAAAGAAACCAAAGCCAAGAAAGUUUUAGAGCUCAACAACAAUGUGUUCAGACUGGAGACUGAGCUGUCAGACGCUCUACAGGAGAGUAAUCAGGCCAGAACAGAGCUCAGUCUGCAGCAGAAACUGCGUGCGGAUGCGCAGCUGCGUGUGGAGGAGCUGGAGGAGAGCUUACUGGAGAAAGAUCAGGAGCUCCUGCGUCUCACACAGAUCGUCAAUCGACUGCAGGGAGAGGUGACGUAUAAGUUAAGUGAUAAGGAGCAGACGCUGGAGGAGGAGAUUCAGCUGCGUGAGCGUGCGCAGCUGCAAUGCAAACAGGCCGAGAGAACCGUGGAAGAUCUGCGCAUGGAGCUGCAGACGCUCACUCAGUCUAGAGAUGACCUCGCUAAACAACUCAAAGUAUCGCAGGAGAGCAUCAUUGAUCUAGAGAGUGAUCUAGAAGAACUGAAGGAGAAUGAGCAAAGAUGGGCGUCCAAACACAAGAGAGCUCUAGAACAGGCUGAACAGCUGCAGAUCAAACUAAUUCAGGAGAAAGAUGUGAUCGACCAGCUGGAGUGUGAGAAGGCCAUCCUGGCGAGAGAGUUGAGAGAUGUGCGUAACCAGAUGGAGGAACUUCAGAAUAACAGAGUUGAGGUUGAUUCAGUCACUCGAGCUGAGAGUAAAGCUAAAGAACUGGAGAACACACUGCGUUUAGAGGAGAGGAAUAAAGUGGUUUUAUCAAACACUAUCGGUAAACUGGAGAGAAAGAUUCACGAGUUGACCGAGCAGAUUGAAGAGGAACAGAAGAUCUCUACAGAACAGAGAGAAUUGAUGACGCAGCGCAUUCGCUCGCUCAAGAGACAACUGAAUGAAGCUGAGGAAGAGGCGAGUCGACGAGAUGUUCAAUACAGACACACACAGAGAGAACUGAGCGAAGAGAGAGAAGCCAACACAAGACUCCAGAGACAACUACUGGACCAACAUCUGCAGAUGAAGAGGAACGAGUCCAAAAUAACUCUGGAAAAACUGCGACUUCUGAGUGUAGAUGAGGAGGAUCACUUUGAAUCAGAACCCACAGAGAAGAACCUCACUCAGGUGUGACCCAACAAAACUACUGAAACAAACUGUUAGAUGGACCCGAACCGACCCAGACCAAAGGGCCAAAGCAAAUCUGAAUGUCCAUAAGCUACAUCAGCCCAGAAAACAUCAGAGUCUGGAUCUGCGGCUGAGAUCUUUAUAAAGCUUUGAAAGAAAAGAUUUCUUUUUUCCUUUAUUUUUUUCUGCUACCUGACAUGGAUUUUCUCAACCCAAAUCUACUUUGAGCCAAAACCAAAUGGCACAAACUGCUUCAGUCCAGGUCUACACAAGAGACCGCAUCUAAAAUCCUCCUGCUUCAUAUGAACUGAUUUCUAGAACAGACUUCUGAUGAACAUUGUUCUGGAGAAACAUCUUCCUCGUAGGAGGAUUACAGUUGUUGUUGUUGUUGUUAUUAGUGUGUAUUUCUGUAAUGUACUACCGUAUCUCUUUAUAGGUGAAGGGCAUCACUGCCAAAUACUCUGAAUGAUGGGGUCAAAACCAUUUUCAAAUAUUAUCUGUGCAUAUUAUUGGUUUCUUUUGUUUACAGUAAGGAAGCUACAUUAUAUAUUCUAGAUAUCUAAGUUAAAUGGUUGUUAUUCGUUCUUCUUCAGUGUUUACGUAGAAAACAUAUCAACCAUACUAGCAUAGGACAAAAUCAUUUGAAUCAGUAUUUUGUGUUGUUUUCCACACUGUAAAGAAAAUGCAGCAUGAACUUGGUUUUGCAAGUUAAUUCAACCAACUAUUUUAAGUUUUGGCUUGUGAUAAGUUGACAUAACUUAUAAAAUCAAGUUGAAACUGUUUAACUUAUUUCUUAACAUAAAAUAUACGUUGAUUUGACAAAAAUGCUGCGUAUAUUUUUACAGUGCUGUAUAAAGAGUACGUCUUGAAUUUUUCUUUCCCAUUUUUAAGCAAGAGAUAAGAAAAUGAAUUUAAAUGGUAUUUUAUGUUAUCUCGCAAAGUAAUUUAGCUUUUCUAGUUAAUAUUUUUAUGUGAAAACAACAGAAAAAUGAUUGAGGAUCAGUUUCCCAGACAGGGUUUAGAUUAAUCCAAGACUUGGCCUUCGUUAUAUUAGGACAUUAAAGUAGAUUUGACAACAUAUCUUACAAUUCACAAUAACAACUGUCUAACAUUAUCCCGCUUAUUACACAGUUAUUAACCUCAUAAGUAAAUGAAAAAAGGUACAUUAAAUAAUGAUUUGAAAUAUUUUAUUUGCUCAUUUUUAAUGAAUACUACCGAGCCCCAAAGGUGACAUUGGAGUAAAAAAAAGUAAAAGUUUAGUUUCAUGUGCUCACGCGAAACCGAAAGAAUUCUUUUUUACAUUUUAGUUUCGCGUGAGCACGAUAAAAUAUUGCGUGCGCACGUGAAACUUGUCCCCUUAGAGGCUCCGUAGAAUGCAGACCUUCUGUGAGGAAAACCAAUUGACUUUCAGUUUUAAGAUUAGACAAAAAAGUUCAAAUGUCACGAAGACACUAUUUGGUUUAAUAAUUUGUAAAUAUAAUGUCAUAUAUGUUAUUAAAUCACAUAUUUAUAUUUAAUCUUUGUGUAAUAUUAUACUGUACCUGUCAAAAUGAUUUGCCACAUCCGGUUUACCUAGUGUUAUUAGUUUUGACCGGUAGUUAUCUGGGAAUAACAAACCUGCAAAUGUUGCAACUGGCCAAUCAGAAUCAAGCGUUUCAACGAGUCGUGUAAUAAAAAACAAUCUAGAGAUAAAACAAUGGCACUGAUCUAUGUUAAGAUAGAAGUGCAAGAUGUUUUUAAAUGAAAUAAAAAAUGAUACAUUUUAGUCUGAGACUAAGAUAUAAGCCCUGUUUGGGAAACUGCCCCUGUAAAAUGAUUUUGCACUACUGAAAUGUUAUUCUAAGGUUUGUUUUUUUUCAAUUGUUUAUUUGAUGUAUUUUGGGUCUUUCAGAUGCAUCUGACCAUUGAACACUUUCGUGUAUUUCUGUAACAUAUGGAUGUAUUAUUUUGCAUGAAUGUAAAGAUUCUAAAGAGAUUAGUUUGCAAUAUUAAUGUGGUAAUGGUUAACCAUAGUAAAACAACCUAAAGUGACCUAUAGUUGUAAUUUGACAAUCAGAGCUUUUGGUUCUCAUACAGUGUAUUUGGUGGCACCUAAAAAAGCAAGAAAAGCAUUUUUAUGUACUUGUACAUGUGUUUUCUGAGGUUCUAGUGUAGUUUAAUUUUACGUAAAGGUAAUAAAAUGUGCUGAAAGAUUUUUUGCUUUGGUUCCUUCGAGCAGAAGUGCCCUUCAGUAUGUAUGAGACACAAAGAAGAUUCUGCUACAAUAUUUUUAUUUUCUGGAAAAAAAAAUCAUGGAGCACUCAGAUUUGUGUCAGUAUGAAAGUGUUAAAUCAAUGCUUUUCUUUGUUUCUUUAUUUGUGUUCUGUUUGGCGUGUGAGAAGUCUCACUAAGGUUAAGUCAACUACAUCAGGCCAUGUCUGGACCGUCAAUGUCCAGAUGAUGGGGAGCAAAUUUAAUUCACCUUAUGUGUACUGCAUUUCUCUCUUCUAAAGUCUGUAGUUCUGGUUCUGAAUGCUGAUUGGUCAAUAGCUGUGCUUUGCUUUACUGAAAAUAAACCAUAGAAACAUUCUGUUA
Paramisgurnus dabryanus is the source of this 5501-nucleotide messenger RNA. RefSeq lists its product as uncharacterized. Lineage: Eukaryota; Metazoa; Chordata; Actinopteri; Cypriniformes; Cobitidae. The record is from RefSeq and is a predicted model, not a curated record. Gene Ontology annotation, biological process: protein localization to cell-cell junction. Gene Ontology annotation, cellular component: myosin complex; bicellular tight junction.